UUGCUUUGAAUAUUAUGAAGAAGCUGUGGAUCGUCCUUUGACCAAUACUCCAAGUCGAUCGGCUAAGCUUACUACAUAUUAUAUACAUGUUUAGGCGCUGAUUCAAGGAUAUUCUGAUUCUGAUUCAUCUCCCCAUUAUACUCUCUUGUUUUCCAUUCUCGCGCGGUACGUAGAGAGAAAGACAGAGACAGAGAGAUGGGGACUCUGGCACCAAACUCCAUAGCAGCAGAAGCACACGAUCGUAAUCAAGAUCAAGUAGUAGAUGGUAAUCAUGCCAAGGUUGGUCAAGAUGAUGAUGAACAACAGAACCAACUGGAUGCCGGUGCCAAGUUUGUUCUUAAAUCCAAAGGAUCAUGGGUGCACUGUGGUUAUCAUUUGACUACUUCAAUAGUUGCUCCACCUCUGCUAAGUCUACCGUACGCUUUCACAUUCCUCGGAUGGACGGGCGGAAUUAUUUGUCUGGUGAUCGGAGCAUUAGUAACUUUCUACUCGUACAACCUAAUCUCUCUGGUGCUCGAGCAUUAUGCUCAAUUGGGUCAUCGCCAACUUCGCUUCAGAGACAUGGCUCGUGACAUUUUAGGACCCAAAUGGGGUCGCUAUUUCGUUGGGCCAAUUCAGUUUAUGGUAUGCUAUGGUGCUGUUGUGGCUUGUACUCUUUUGGGAGGGCAAUGCAUGAAGGCAGUUUACAUGCUGACAAACCCAAAUGGGAGCAUGAAACUGUAUGAGUUUGUGAUCAUAUUUGGAUGCUUCAUGCUGAUUUUGGCACAAAUCCCAUCUUUUCACUCACUAAGGCACAUCAACCUUGUCUCCAUGAUCCUUUGCCUAGCCUAUAGUGUUUGUGCUACUGCUGCUUGCAUCUAUAUUGGAAAUUCUUCAAAAGGGCCACCCAAGGACUAUUCUUUGAAGGGCAACACCGAGAAUCAGAUUUUUGGGAUCUUUAAUGCCAAUGCCAUCAUUGCUACGACAUACGGCAAUGGUAUCAUUCCAGAAAUUCAGGCAACACUCGCAGCACCAGUGAAGGGAAAGAUGUUCAAGGGAUUGUGUGUUUGUUACACAAUAGUCACAAUGACUUUCUUCAGCGUUGCGAUAUCUGGCUAUUGGGCAUUUGGUAACCAAUCUGAAGGCCUCAUCCUUAGCAACUUCUUGUCCGAUGGCAACCCUUUGGACCCUUUGGUGCCGAAGUGGUUCAUUUUCAUGACGAACAUUUUCACCAUAUUCCAACUUUCCGCUGUUGGUGUGGUUUAUCUGCAGCCCACAAAUGAAGUACUAGAGAGAGCAUUUGCAGACCCAACAAGGAAAGAAUUUUCAGCUCGAAAUGUGAUCCCAAGGGUGAUCUCUCGGUCACUAUCUGUCAUCACAGCAACAACCGUAGCAGCAAUGCUUCCAUUUUUUGGAGACAUCAAUGCAGUUAUUGGGGCUUUUGGUUUCAUGCCCCUCGACUUCAUCUUGCCUGUUGUCUUCUUCAACUUGACCUUUAAGCCAUCAAAACGAAGCCUUGUUUUCUGGUUGAACACCACCAUUGCUGUGGUUUUUUCAGUCAUGGGGGUUUUAGCAGCGAUUGCAGCUGUAAGACAAAUUAGCCUGGAUGCCAGUUCUUACAAGUUAUUUGCGAAUGUAUGAUCUCAUCACGGAAAUAUCACUCGCCUUUUGUGUGUGAGCAUUUAGCUCAACUAGCAUAGGUCAUUUGGUUGGGUGCAUGGGAGGAAUGCAUAAUAAGUCUGGUUUGAUUCCCAUUGUGAUCAAAGCGAUAGCUUUCCAACCUGUCCACUACAAAUACCAAUUAAACAAAAUAUUGUACCUCUGAUUUACAGAAACUCUCAUUUUAAGAUUA
Rosa rugosa (rugosa rose) is the source of this 1831-nucleotide messenger RNA. RefSeq names its product GABA transporter 1-like. The transcript has 7 exons. The coding region runs from base 196 to 1620 and encodes 474 amino acids. Gene Ontology annotation, cellular component: plasma membrane. NCBI's taxonomy places the organism in Eukaryota, Viridiplantae, Streptophyta, Magnoliopsida, Rosales, Rosaceae. The record is from RefSeq and is a predicted model, not a curated record.